Miscanthus lutarioriparius is the source of this 249-nucleotide messenger RNA. The record is from the annotation of a GenBank genome assembly. NCBI's taxonomy places the organism in Eukaryota, Viridiplantae, Streptophyta, Magnoliopsida, Poales, Poaceae.
AUGGGUUCCAAGGGCGAGGCGCCAACCUGGGCGGACCAGUGGGCCUCUGGUGAAGACAGCGGGAGCAGGAGCACCAACGGCAAGGCGGAUAAGAAGACGGUCGCCGGCAACGUGAAGGCGGCGGCGUCGGAGGGGUUCGUCAAGGCCAAGGCGGCGGCGCUGGUCGGAGCGCACAAGGUGAAGGCCGGGACGAGCACCAGCAUCAAGUGGGUCAAGGAGCAGUACCAGAAGAAGAGGACAUCCAAGUGA